GCAGUUCGGGAGCGCGCGAUGCAAGCCGCCCGGUGGGAGGGUGCAGGAGCGCGCGUCGGCGUCGGCGCCAGAGCCCCAGGCGGUCGGGAGCGCGCCUUUUCCCAUCGCUGAUCAGCCCUGGGUCUCGCGGGUGGCGGUUGGUCUCGCAGGCUCCAGCCGGUGGAGCCAUGAGCUCGGAGCGGUCAGCGCCGGCUGGUUCCCCUGCCCCUCCGUGCUCAGAGCCAGAGGCCGGGGCGGCCGAUUACCGGGACUGGGUGAGGCGCAGUUACCUGGAGCUGGUCUCCUCGAACCACCACUCGGUGCAGGCUCUCUCCUGGAGGAAGCUCUACCUCAGCCGGGCCAAGCUCAAAGCAUCGAGCCGCACGUCGGCUCUCCUGUCGGGGUUCGCCAUGGUUGCCAUGGUUGAAGUGCAGCUGGAGAUGCAGUACAACUAUCCCAAGUUUCUGCUCAUUGCUUUCAGUGCCUGCACAACAGUACUGGUUGCUGUCCACCUCUUUGCCCUCCUGAUCAGCACAUGCAUCCUUCCUAACGUGGAAGCCGUCAGCAACAUUCACAAUCUCAAUUCUGUCAACGAGUCGCCCCAUGAGCGCAUGCACUACUAUAUCGAGCUAGCUUGGGGUUUCUCAACUGCACUCGGCAUUUUACUGUUUCUCACGGAGGUGGUACUGCUUUGCUGGAUCAAGUUUCUACCGGUAGACAAAGCUGUGAUGAAUGAUGAGGAAACUGGUCCAGUCCAGGCAGGAAAUGGACACACUGGGUGGAAUGCAGCUUUGGCAUCCACUAUCAUCAUGGUGCCUGUGGGCCUUAUUUUUGUGAUUUUCACAAUACACUUUUACCGUUCACUGGUAGGGCAUAAAACAGAGCGCCACAAUCAAGAGAUUGAAGAGCUGCAUAAACUGAAAGUGCAACUGGAUGGUCAUGACCGGGUCCUGCAAAUGGUUUGAAACAGUUGAAAAUGACAAAAAUAAAAGAUUUAAUUCCUCGACCAUCCUGGGAUCUGGGCUUCUACAGAAGCUCUCAUUGCAAGUGCCAAGUGGCCGCGUGUUUAUUCAGGAAUCCAGGUUUACAGCUGUGGCUUUUAGUUAUCUUCGUGGUUACAGCACUUGCUGCAUUGUCUAAUGAAAAAAUAUACCAAGGCUCAUGCAACUUUCUCACUUACCAAAUUGAGAUGUAAAACUAGAAAUCUGAGGUUAUCCAAAAAUGCUUCAGAUUACACAGAUACUACACCAACUGCUGAUGCAGUAUGAUUUGAACUAAAAGGAUGCUGAUUUUGUUUUUAAUGUGUAAUUCCUUACAGGCGUAAAAACCGAGCUAUCACUCCAGAUUGAAAUGGAUGAAGAAAUGUUGUUCAAUGCCAGGUUUUCCCGAAUGCUUGUAUGUUUUUUAACAGUACAAAAGUGAAUGCAGGUCAGGAGUUUGGCAGAAGGACUAGGUGAUGGAUUUAAUAACUAGGAAAACUGAAUGGAAGAUCCAGAAAUGAGCUUACGGAAUAGUGUUUGGCCUGUUUGUCGAAUAUGGAAACUUAUCACUGUAAAUUCUUCCCCUCCCUAUUCUACACCAAAAUUGCUAAUAGUGUUUUUUAUAAGUAUGAAAACAAAACCAGCUUUUGUUUUCUCUGGGUUCUUGCAGGUGUAAACGAUACCCAACGUUGCUCCCAACUGGUCUGAAGAGAAUUAUAGUGAAAUAGGGCUGCUACUUGAUCUCUGCUUUGCAGCAUUACUGCUUUGAGCUAAUGGUAUCAAGAGCUGGCUGGAAUGCAGACCCAGCCUGUGCUCCUUAUUUCAUGGCAAGGUUUACUAAUGCUGCAUUGUGAUGUGCCAUAGUGCCUCCAUUUUAUUUAUUAACAAUAAGUGAUUCAAAUCUUGACAUGAAUCACCUCUACUGUGAUGCCCCAGAUAAUGAUGCAUAGGGUGUCCACUGUUCUGAUCACAGCAAAUAAUGUCACCGCUGAUGUGGAUUGAAAUGGAGGCCUGUUGUCUGUUAUAUCCCUUGACAGAAAGGACAAUUGCUCAUGACAAAAAAGGGGAAAUAUUUUCUGAUGUAAAUUUAAAUCCAGCUGUGGGCUAUUUGGACAUUGCUUACUUAAUUUGUAUUCAUGGGAUUGUCCUGCACUGGAGAGCUUAGCCCUUUAUUCAGUUAAAAUUUGAAGUCUUUUAAAAAAUGUCUUAAUAUCAGAGGUGCCAGUAGUUAUUAGCUAAAUUUGCACUGCUGCCUCUCAGGUUCCCAGCUUCGGGCAACUGUCUGUAUGGAGUUUGCACAUUCUUCCUGUGUCUGUGUGGGUUUCCUCCGGGUCCUCCGGUUUCCUCCCACAUUUCAAAGAUGUGCACCUUAGGUGAAUUGGCCAUGCUAAAUUGCCCAUAGUGCCCGGUGCAUUAGGCAGAGGGAAAUGGGUCUGGGUGGGUUGCUCUUCAUAGGGUUAGUGUGGACUGGUUGGGCCAAAGGGCCUGUUUCCACACUGUAGGGAAUCUAAUCUAAUCUAAAAUUAGAUAUCACUUAAAAUAUGAGUUACAAGAAUAAAGGUGAUAUUUUCUUGUAUGGGCUUUUAGUAAAUCUGGAGUAUUUAAAAGCGGCCAGUUUGAAUUAUGAAUACAAAAAAAAAUCAAAAUGUGCCCAUUUCAGACCCUAUCUGUAUCAGCUGCCUUUUUCAGAGGGUAUGAGCUGAUUAUGAAAAUUGGUGACAUUUUAUUGUUGAGUCUGACGUGGACUGAAUGGCCUUUCUGUGCCGUAAUGAAACUAUCACUGAUUUGUGCUAAGUGUUCUUUUUGAACUGAUCCAGCAUUUAGUCUUGAAAUGUUUAAUUCCUGAUGAAUAAUCCCUUUUGAAAGGGAGAGAUUUGGCUAGUAAGAGCAAUUUCUAUCUCAAAUUUCCAGGAGGAAAUUUGGCUGUAGCAUCCAUACUUCUCAGUCAGGGUUCAGGAGAGAUGGAAAUCUGUCAGUUGGACUGUACACAUUGCAAAAUAGAAAUUUUGAGGGCUAUGAAUUCAGCCCUGUUGCACACAUCAAAUGAGACCAAUUGUUGCACGUUUGCUGUUUUGAUGUUUACUUGUACAGCUUUUAUGUGCUUAACUACAAUUGUGGCCUUUUUACUGAAACUUUUAACUUCAUCUGCUUUGAUAUGCAACUAUUUGUGUUUCUUUUAAUGCAUUAUUGUAUUCUGUUCCUUGGAUCAGGCAGCAUGUAAUCAUUUCUUAAGCUUUCUGUGUACAAUGUAUUGCCAACUUUAUGUUUCAUAUGUGAACACCUAAUUGUCUUAAAUCUUUGAGGUCAAAAACUUCUGUUACUUGGAUUGGAGAGCACUGAAGUGUGCCCUGUACUUUAUUAUAAAGCUUAUAGUUACAGUAACUUGUAAGACAGGUACAGUUGGUAUCCUGUCUGAAUUCUGGACAAACAAAGAUUUUGUCUUUUUUAAAACAAAUUUUCUCUUGUACAGUACUUUAUUUACUAUUUUCUGCUAGCAAACUUUGUACAUACUUUGUAUGUGGUACCAUUAUUGUUUUGCUACCUUGGCAAUUUGUCCUGUAGCUGUUGGAGAAUUUAAAGUUACAUUUCAGACAAAGUAUCGCAAAAUAAAUU
Messenger RNA from Hemiscyllium ocellatum (epaulette shark), 3572 nucleotides. RefSeq names its product ORAI calcium release-activated calcium modulator 2 (gene orai2). Bases 168 to 944 code for a protein of 258 amino acids. Gene Ontology annotation, cellular component: membrane. NCBI's taxonomy places the organism in Eukaryota, Metazoa, Chordata, Chondrichthyes, Orectolobiformes, Hemiscylliidae. Gene Ontology annotation, biological process: store-operated calcium entry. The record is from RefSeq and is a predicted model, not a curated record. The transcript has 2 exons. Gene Ontology annotation, molecular function: store-operated calcium channel activity.